AUGCAAAGCACCACAUCCAGCACUUUCCAGAAUCCUGUUUCUAUCUGGAACUCGUAUCGUAGAGCUGUCACAAGGACUGAAUCGAACAAAAACAGCGCUUCAUUAAACCGUUACCGCAUCCCUAAUUCAUCAGCCCCACCAACUAUUCAAGUAGGGGAUGUAUCCGCUAGCAUUGCCAAUGACAAACAAACUAACAGUAUGACAGAAAACGAGCUGGCUAUGGAAAGGCUGAAAGCAGAAGUUAGGAAGCUAAGACGUCUUGUCAAGAAAAAAGACCUUGUGAUCGAUAUGCUGUUGGAAAGAAUAGUUAAGCUUAGAAGGCUUCAGCGAAUUUCUGAAGACAGUCUCACUUCUGGAGAAGAUAAUAAUUCGACGCUAAAUGCUACCACUGCGGCUGUUGAUCCCGCUCUUUCAUUUGAAACUAGUUCUGUUUCAUCGUUGUCUUCUACUUCUGCUGUGACCUGUCCAAUUUAUCCCCAUUCCUCUGAUGGACGUGCUCUGAGUUUCACAGCAGUCUUACCAUCACAGGCAGAUAUGAUGUCUCAUACAUUUGUUCUUCGCAAAGAAGCCAAACGCCGAAAUCGUUGGUUAAACAAACGCGGCUUAACAACAGGAACUAGCAGAGUAGCUCUUCUUGACGCAAACUGCAAGUCAUUUGAAGCGUUAAGUGAGACUUUCGUUGUUCCUGUGUCAAACCAGCAACAAAACAAUGACACUGAACAAGAGACAGAAGUUCGCCACGUAGUUAUUGCGACAUCUUUGAACGAUAAGAGAACGAUUGCUCGUCGUGUUAGUGAAGUACCUCAUACCUUUGCAUCCAAUGGUGAAUUGUCUGUCAUCGAAAGCUUCUCAUCGAAGUCAGAGGAAAAUGAUCCUAAAUGGAAGCCACCACUGCCUCCGUCUUUAUGUCUACGAGUGAAUCGUCCUGAAGUAAUCCGUAGAAUUGAAAGUCGACAGGCUGCAAUAACAGCUGCAUCUGCUCUUAGACAUCUUGUUGCUGAGGAAAAAAUGGCAGCUGCCCGUGCAGUCAUCCAAGGAAAAUGCUCAUAUGAGCGCGCUAGUAAUAGCCUGUCUAUUGAUCCGACCUUAAUCAGGGCUUUCCCGAACGCAGACAUAGCCAAUUUGACUAAGAGAAGGUUGCAAACAACGAACACGUACAAAGCAGAAGUUUCUGAAGAGAGAAAUAGGGUGGACAUUGCUGCGUCGAAAGUUAUUGCUCAUUCCUUCAGUGAGUCUACCAGACUAGCAGUUCUGGAAGGUCGUGCGUCUCUUAGGCGCUAA
Messenger RNA from Necator americanus (New World hookworm), 1281 nucleotides. RefSeq lists its product as uncharacterized. The record is from RefSeq and is a predicted model, not a curated record. The coding region runs from base 1 to 1281 and encodes 426 amino acids. NCBI's taxonomy places the organism in Eukaryota, Metazoa, Nematoda, Chromadorea, Rhabditida, Ancylostomatidae. The transcript has 12 exons.